Messenger RNA from Manis pentadactyla (Chinese pangolin), 3674 nucleotides. RefSeq names its product elongin BC and polycomb repressive complex 2 associated protein (gene EPOP). Bases 152 to 2032 code for a protein of 626 amino acids. The record is from RefSeq and is a predicted model, not a curated record. The transcript has a single exon. Lineage: Eukaryota; Metazoa; Chordata; Mammalia; Pholidota; Manidae. Gene Ontology annotation, biological process: neuron fate commitment.
UGGGCAAAGCUUGUGAACAACUAAAGCCUCGUUUCAUCUCUUUCCUUACAUUGUUUUGGAAUUCAUCUACGUUGAUUCACGUAAAACCCGAGAGGGUAGAUAUGGACAUUCCCAUUUUACAGAUGCGAACACCAAGACUGCAAAGCGAAAAAUGAAUAGCUUUGCGACGACUAAAUACCGGGAAGCCACCGGGCCAAGUGCAGCGGCACAUUUCGCCCCUCGCGAUCCCACACACACACACACACGCUGCCUCCUUUCCUACCUCCCAGCCGCCGCCGCGCCGGGUCCACGUGUGUGUGUCUGUGUGCGGAAUGGGGACGGGGGCGGUGCCGCCAGAGGGGUGGGGUUCUGGCUAACGUCACAGGCAAUGCUGUCCAAUCAGCGGCGGGCUCGCGGCCCCGGCGCUGGUAUUGGGGCAGCGAGGGGGCAGUUCUCUAUAACGCGGUCUCCGGGAGGCAGCGGGGAAGAAAGAAGCCGAGCUGGCGGAAGGCGCUCUCCCCGCCGCCUGGGCCCGGGCACCGGGUGCCGGGCCCGGGGUCUUUCCCGCCUCCCGCGGCCGCCUGCCGCUUUGUUUCCCCAGCCUCUGCGCUCCCGGCUACUCGAGAGGGUUCCCGCCGGGGCUGCGCAGGGACCGCGGCGGCAGGAAGGGCGGCCGACCGCACCGGGACUCGCAGGGACCCAGGAGUCCGGCCACCGUGAGGGCCGCGUGACGAGAUCCAGGAGCGAGCCAGAGCUCCGCGGGCCAGGGUUGCGGGCCGGGGGCGCCCGUGAGCAGAGACCUCCCCGUCGAGGGGGGGGCGAUGUGCCCCUCGCCUGUGGGCUCUUCAGGCAGCCAGGGCAUCCUGCCGCUGGGAUCGGGGUCCCCGCAGAGGGCAACCCCCCGGGCGGUUCCAUGGAGACUCUGUGUCCCGCUCCCCGUCUUGCAGUGCCGGCAUCCCCGCGAGGGUCGCCUUGCUCUCCCACACCCCGGAAGCUGCGUCGGGGGAGCCAGGAGUUCUCUCCGCUGUGCCUGCGUGCCCUUGCCUUCUGCGCCCUUGCCAAACCCAAGGCGUCCUCUCUGGGCCUGGGGCCUGGGGAGCUGGCGCCUCGGGCCCCGGUACUGCUGGGGCCUCGCUUCCCGCUGUGCACCGGCGGCUGGGUCCCAGAUGGCCUGAAGCACCUCGCGGGACAAGCCGGGCGGUCCAUCGAUCCGGACUCUCCGGCCGGUCAGGAUGCCGACGCCGCAGUGUGCCGGGGCCGCGGCGAGGAGGAAGAGGGCGGAGGCAGUUUCCCGCACUUCGGCGCUCGCUCAGGCGUACCUCCCGGCCGCUGCCCGGCGCCCCGGCGCCCUCGGGAAUCUCCGACCAGCUCCGCCUCGGCUCCGCCUAGGCCGGCCUCGGGUCUCGACUCCCAGCCUGGGCCCGCCGGCAGCCCGCGUCGGGAGCCGGGUUCCCGGUCUCCUCCGCCACCUGCGGGCCUCUCCGCGGAGCCUGCGGGUCCCGGGGUCGCGCCGGAGCCGCCCCCGCCGGGCCAAACGGCCGCAGUCGAUGGAAACGCCCCACAGGCCGCCCCCGAGGCCCUAGCCGCCAGCCCCUCGACGGCCAACGUUGCUCCGGCCGCGCCCGGCGAUCUCCGCCAGGAACAUUUCGAUCGUCUGAUCCGCCGGUCGAAACUUUGGUGUUAUGCUAAGGGCUUCGCCCUCGACACGCCGAGUUUGCGCCGGGGGCCGGAUCGGCCGCAAGCAAAAGGGCCGACCCGGGGAGUCGCGAAGAAACGCCGGCGGCCGGCUGCCCCCCAUCGCAGCGUGCAGCCCCGCCGCCCUGCACCGACGCUGCCCACCACCAGCACCUUCAGCCUCCUCGACUGCUUCCCCUGCCCCCCGGCCCUGGUGGUGGGCGAGGACGGAGACUUAGGGCCGGCAUCCUCGCUUCGUCUCCAGGGAGACUCUAAGCCUCCGCCUGCCCACCCUCUGUGGCGAUGGCAGAUUGGGGGUCCCGCUGUACCUGAGCCCCCUGGCCUCAAAUUCUGGGGUAUUAACUUGGAGGAAUUUUGAGCGUGAGAUCUUUUCUGCCAAGGGGGAAAUGUUGGGGCCACAGCCAAACUGCGGGCUCGAGGACAGGGCUCUUUCCCACAUUUGCCUGUUCCCUCUCUGUUUUAUGGGCUGUGGUCAGAGGGACCUGAAUUGACAGUGAUCUUCAAGCACCUAACUGGUAGGGGUGACACCCCCUCCCCCUCAUCCUUUGGAGAGGAACCAAGGGCUGGAGUCAGGAGAAGGCUUAACGGAAAAAGGCUUAAUGACAUAGAUUCCAAUCCCUCCCCUCUUCCAUCUCGGAUCUCUGGGGGCAGGGCCUUCACCCCAGGGGUGGUAAAGGAGGCUACCGCUCAAAGACAAGGAAAAAAAAAAAGAGGGAGAGAGACCUUGGUGACGGACAAACCGGUUGUUUCUGUGGGGGAGCCUGGGGAUAAGGGGGCUGUGUGGGGGUGGGGAGGUGAUUGGCAGCUCCCUGGGGGCAUCCCCCACCCCCACCAUCCAGGCCUUUAACCCUUCACUCCCCUCAGGCCUUCUCCAGCGCUCCAAGCGUCACCGGAGCCUUCAUGGGGGAGGGGCAGCUAGGGGAAGGGGAAGAUCACCCCCUCCCUGUUCUUUUCCUAGCGCCCCUCAAUUCACCCAACCCCUAAUUCGCAGUGUCUUCAGUCUCAGCCACCAAGCUUUCCCUUUUGUCCAGUUUUGGAGCCUCCCUCUUCAGUUUUCCCUGUUUGUUUUCAGUUUAUACUGUCUGCUGGGUAAAAGAGGACCCCCCCUCGAUAAAUCAGCCCCUUCCCUCAAUUUACGCCUCAUAUUAGGAGGGGCGGGACUGAAGGAUCUCCUUCCCUCCAAAAACACAGAUUUUGCCUGGGGAUGGGGCCAGAGACUGUCCCAGGGAAAGUAAUGGAAGGUGGAAGAAAUCAAUAAAAUCAGACCAAACAAGUUGCCUUUCGAGGGCCUCUCCACCGAUGUGUAUGGAUGGCAGGCCGGGAGGUUACAGGGCAGGCCUGGGUCCAUUCUUUGGACACCCAAACUGGGCUCCCUCAAAGGCUCGAGAUAAGACAAGCCGCUUUUUGUGGAGAGGUAAACUGAGGUGCUCUUGGCCUAACCCCAAAGGUCCAGUAGGGCUUGAAGGGACAAAAUGGGGUUUGGAUGGGAGCGGGGCUGAGGUACCUUUGGCUUCCCCCCCUAACUUCAGGCAUUUCAGGAGCUGUCAAGGACCUGAUGGAUCCGAAGGGGGCAGGGCCGGGGGAUUAGUUCUGAGGUCAGAGGUUCUGUUUUCUAGAGGAAGAGGGGAGAGAGAGGCGUGGACCACACCCUCCAGCUGGGAGGGUACCCUAGUCAGAGAAGGGUUGGAAUCGCAGUCUCCUGCGCCAGGUGAGGUCAGGGGAGGUUAGUUCUUACGGAGAUUCCAAGUUUACGUGUGAGAGGAACCUGGAGGUUGACGAUCUGCCAAACAAUUGAAGGACCCAACUGCCCUUCUUCCUAAAUUAGUGAAUAACACCCUCUUUUUCCCCUCAAACGGGGCAAGGGAGGAACAAUUCCCACAUACGAUAUUGGGGAAGGACUUGUCUCCUUUUCUGUGAAAACGCUUUGUAAAAAUUUAUUGUUUGCAUAGAGCAGAUUCUUGAGAGAAACUGUUUUGAACCUUAAAAGUUUUGUUUUAAAA